This is a messenger RNA of Ogataea philodendri, 873 nucleotides long. RefSeq lists its product as uncharacterized. The transcript has a single exon. Gene Ontology annotation, cellular component: site of double-strand break; checkpoint clamp complex; nucleolus. The coding region runs from base 1 to 873 and encodes 290 amino acids. Lineage: Eukaryota; Fungi; Ascomycota; Pichiomycetes; Pichiales; Pichiaceae. The record is from RefSeq and is a predicted model, not a curated record. Gene Ontology annotation, biological process: nucleotide-excision repair; mitotic DNA replication checkpoint signaling; mitotic intra-S DNA damage checkpoint signaling.
AUGAAGCUUAAAGUUAUUGUGGAGAAACCGGUCGAGUUACGGAAAUGUUUGAGUUUUCUGGUGUCGUUACGGAAGAUGUGUGUUUUCCGGUUCACGGAGCACCAGUUGGUCAUUAUUUCGUCUGCAUUGAACGAGCCUACUGUCUGGUGUAAGUUGGACUCGAGCGUGUUCCAAUUGUACGAGGUGGACUCCACAAGAGACAAGGUUAUUCCGUUCGAGAUCAACAUCGAGCCGUUGUGCCAGGUUUUGCGGAACUACGAGAAGUCGAACGUGACGAGCAACCUGGUGAUCCGGCUGCAACGACGGCCGUCAAACGGGAUGGAGGUGAAGAACAAGGCUGUCGCGUCGCUGGCGUUGUUUUACACGGAACAGAUCUCGAUGAGCUCGAACGUUAGCCACUCGUUCAACGUGCCGGUGCGGCUGCUGAAAAUGGACAGCGACCUGCGAAUCGUGGAGCCCGCGAUGGAUACCAUGAAAUUGGCCAUGAAGCUGCCGAUGCGGAUCGCGCCGCUUCUGCGUCGUCUGGACAGAUAUAGGACGUCCGACCUGGUCACCAUCACGGGCAACCAGCUGGGCCAGCUCAAGUUCGUCAUCGAGGAGGAACAGCGCAAGAUCGUGGUCCAGUGGAAAGAGAAGCUGGACGUGCUGCCCGACCAGGACGAAUCACCGCCGCAGAGCUGGGACUCCUCGGUGAUGCGCCCGGUGUCGCUCAAAGUCAAGCUCAAGCACUGGAACGUUGGAUCGCACCUGAUGGACAUGUGCGACGCGAUGUCGCUGAUUGUCCACGCGCAAGGAGGCAUUCUGCACUGCUACAUCGAUAUGGACCAGAAAUGCGAUAUUGCAUACUAUCUAAACGGCUACCAGACAGAUUAG